Messenger RNA from Heterocephalus glaber (naked mole-rat), 4151 nucleotides. RefSeq names its product gap junction protein beta 7 (gene Gjb7). Gene Ontology annotation, biological process: cell-cell signaling. Gene Ontology annotation, cellular component: connexin complex. Gene Ontology annotation, molecular function: gap junction channel activity. NCBI's taxonomy places the organism in Eukaryota, Metazoa, Chordata, Mammalia, Rodentia, Bathyergidae. The record is from RefSeq and is a predicted model, not a curated record.
UCUGUAUACAUACAUAUCUAUUAUAUACAUAAAAUAUCUAUUAUCAAUGAUUUCUGGGUUUGGGGAGAUGACUUUUACUUUACUCUUGUUAGUUUUCCUCCCUAUUAUAUCUUUCUACUUUAUGAAUUUCUAAGAUUAGGACAUAUGAAGUUAAAUUAAGCUCAUUAAAAUAGUUUAAGUUAAAUUCAAUUGUUCUUAUGCCUUCUUUUAAUGUAGAUAGCUUUUUUUUUUUUUGGCCAGUACUGGAGGUUAAACCUAGGAUCUCAUGCGUGCUAACCAAGCUCUCUGCCACUGAGCUACACCCCCAGCCCUGUAGAUAGCUUUUGAUAAAAAGUUGGAAAAUCAUUUGAAGUGAUGGAACAUUGUCUCUUUGUUCUAGCUUCUUUGUGUGGAUGGUGGCAAGGCUCUAUAAAAAGGAAUAUUUAGUGAACUGCAUAUGCAUGAGUGACUUUGAAUUCUUAUUUCCAGUUUCCAGUCUCUUUUAACAUAUGUUGUAAACAACCAAGACCUAAGAAUCCUCAUCUAAGUUAUGAGCCAAAACAAAUGAUCAGGUUACAUCAGUUUGGCUUAUACUACCUUGGAAACCACUAGACUCCAUUUUCCUGAGCUUACAGAACUAAUUCGUUCUUCAAGAAAUAAUGAAAUUGAUUCAUGCUUAUUAAAAUUAAAUGAGUAACCAACUAGAUCUCUUCUAAAUCUUCACAUCUGUAGCAAGAGCCCUUGGCAACCUCUCAUCUACUUUCUAUGUCUAUGAAUGUCUAUUGUGGACAGUUGAUACACCUGGAAUAGCACAGAACACGCCGAAUCAGCCGGCUGCACACAGGAAGGUCUGUGCACGCCCUACCGAGGUCCUGAGUCACGCGGAAGACACCGAAUCACCCCGCUGCAGACAGGCAACCACCUGGUUCCACACUACAAAGACGCAGAGGACACCAGACCACCAGACCAAGAAUCUUGCCUUCUUGUGAGACUGUCAUGAGUUGGAUGCUUCUCAGAGACCUCCUAAGUGGAGCAAAUAAAUAUUCAACUGGGAUUGGGCGUAUCUGGCUGGUCAUUGUAUUCAUCUUCCGUUUGCUGGUCUACAUAGUGGCAGCAGAACAUGUGUGGAAGGAUGAACAGAAAGAGUUUGAGUGCAACAUUAGACAGCCUGGUUGUGAAAAUGUGUGUUUUGAUUACUUCUUCCCCAUUUCCCAGGUCAGACUUUGGUCCUUACACCUGAUCAUGGUCUCCACACCUUCUCUCUUGGUGGUUCUUCAUGUGGCCUAUUGUGAGGGUAGAGAGAAAAGGCACAGAAAGAAGCUCUAUGUCAGCCCAGGCACCAUGGAUGGGGGCCUGUGGUACACCUAUCUGAUCAGCCUCAUUGUUAAAAAUGGUUUUGAAAUUGGCUUCCUUCUCUUAUUUUAUAAACUGUAUGAUGGGUUUAAUGUUCCCUAUCUUAUGAAGUGUGAUUUGAAGCCUUGUCCCAACACUGUUGAUUGCUUCAUCUCCAAACCCACGGAGAAAACCAUUUUCACCUUUUUCUUGGUCAUUACCUCAUGUUUGUGCAUUGUGUUGAAUUUCACUGAACUAAGCCUUUUGGUUCUCAGGUGUUUUAUUAAGUGCUGUCUCCAGGAAUAUUCUAAAACAUUCGAGUCCUCAGGGUGUGAGUGCCACCACCUCAAGUAUGUUGAAUGUGGUGAGAUAGGGGCUCCUCGAUUACUCCAGAGUCAUUGCUCAAGCUUUGACAUAAGUAUACCCCAGAAACCUGAAGCAAAGCUACUCUGCAACUCACAAGAGGAUUAAAUUAAAAAAAAAUGUCCCUCCUUAGCAAGAGCUAAACAGGAUUUAAAAAACGAUUCAAAAAACAAGUUGUUUUUUGAUUAAUUGCAAAUUAAACAAUUAACAGUAUUCUUUCAAGAGUUUAGAUUUGUCAGAAAAGAAAUUAUCAGUUUUCUAUUUUUUUUUGUAACUAACUCAUUACAAUUCAUGCCAGUGAACUCAAUAAUAUUAAAAAGUGACCCUUCUGACAAAUAUGGUGGCCUCCAAAUUGCCAUGGAGGCUGUAGUAAUCUUUCCAAAGUGGCAGCCAAGGCUCUUUGCAUGCAGUCCUACUCAAUCUUUGUAGAGAAAGACUAUGAUAUAGCAGCUAUCUAGGGGCACACAGGACACAUACAGUGAGAAAGCCCAGCUUUUAGAAAAGACUCAGAGCCUAGGACUCUGCAGUUUAGGUAUUAUAUUUAUGGACUCAGGCAGAGGGAGGAAAGCCAUCAUUUAAGUAGUCUCCAAGUUAAAUGCAAAUACUACUGGGAAAUAUCAUACUUAAGCCUGAACCAGCAGGAAUCAUGAAGGAAGGGACGUCCUACAAAGAGUAGCACAUUGAUAUCGGAGGAGGCCAUAGAAAAAGAAUGUGUCCACUUGAUAGUCACUUAGCACUUUUCUUUAAUCAUAAAACAUUAAAAUGCUUUGUAAAUUUUCAUAUUGCUUGACCUUUUUAUAAUCAGGAAUUCACCAUGUACUAUAACACAACUCAAUUAAAUUGCCUACAAUUCAAUAGUACCUCUCUCUCUCUCACAGAAAAUGUGUAUUAUGCUGUUACAGCGAAGCAAAUAAUUUUUUAAAAGUUUACUAUCACCUGUUUUGAAAACUAGAACUUUCUUUUAUUUUUCUAUUAAAAAAACCCCUCAUAGUGUCUCUUUGGACUAAAUAUUCCAACAUGUAAGUGUUUCUCCAGAAUAAAAUGUUAUUUUGUGCUGCUAUUUGGUUUUCGUUGAUAUCUUUACUUGGCUGCACUGAGUAUAAUUAUUUGGUGAAAUGAAACUUGUUCUGAUAAUUUUAAAACAAGAUUUGCAACACUGCUUGGUAAAGAUAAUUAGAAAUCAUUCCCCCCGGGAAUUUCUUAACAGAAAGUCAGUAUAAAAUAUAAUUUUAUCAAAAAAAGUAAUUUCAACUAAAAUAGAUUAUUCAUGUCUUCCAUGCCCCGCCCUUAGAAUAAAAUGUCUCAUUACAAUUCAUGUACAAUGAGUUAUUUGGGUCACUAUGUUGUCUACAGCCCAUGUCACCAAUAGUAGUCUUAAUCUCUGUCUUAAAGACUGUCCUGGACCACAGAGUGAAAGGUAAACUUUCUGGUUUCCCUCUUUCUUCAGUUUCAGUGAUUUAUACCACAAAUCACUGUUUUUAAUGCAAUGACAAGAGCUUUCAACAUCUAGCUUUCACAAAUCCAGUUAACUGGAAUUAAAAAAAAACCAAAAACACUGAUAGGUGGCUAAAGAGGUUAAAGGUUUUUUUCGGGGUUUUUUUGUUUUGUUUUGUUUUGUUUUGUUUUGAGGUUAAAGGUUUUUGAGACCUGGACCUAGUGUGGAAACUAGAAAACAUGGUUUCAGAUUCAGAACUGGAAUGGAGACAAGGGACUUUUUAAAUCUGAGGAUGUCUGCUGCCAAAAAUGUCUUUGGGAGUUCAGCCUUUUUUCAUCACUUUCUACAAGCUGUGCCCCAGCUAACAAGGUCAAUGGCUUAGCAUGUACAUUCUUUGCUUUUUCUACUCUAUAAAGAGAAGAAACUGAAAGGUAAUGAGAAUAAGGGCAAUGGAAAUGACAAUGUUUAAAUAGGAAGGUGAGUCAUUUCCACUCAGCUUCUUGGUAGUACCUUAACUUACCAAAUGAGCUUCCUGUAAGAACAUUCUGAAGGCUGUCUCAUUGUCAGUAAACACCCAUAUAUUUGAUUAAGAUAAAUUAUGCCAUGUUUAUUAUCAAUAAAUUAGCAUUUAUUAAGCACCACGGAGCAUGACACUGUGCUACGCACUUUAUGAGAUAUAAUACUUAAUUCUUUAAUCAAGAAAAUAUCCACUUCCACUAAAAAGCACAGAGGUGCAGAUAGGGUGAAGUAAGUCUCUUGACUGCUUAGCACUUGCCUCCUCAAUCUUUCUGACCUUACCUCUGACCACAGGAUUUCUUCUAAUUGGACUUAGUGGGAAAAUGUUUUCCAGUGUUUGUACAAAAAAAAUGACCAUAGCUGUAAGUGGUAUGGUUCCAGUUUUCCUGAGGAAAUGAAGCCAGUGCAGAAAGACAAUGAAGUUAAGAGAGAAGGGAGGGAAAAGGCAAAGACCUAGCAUAUUUGAAUUCUUCAAUUCUGUUGAUCCCAAGCCUGCCUCCAUUCCUACCCUUAUCUGAAAGAUCGA